Molecule: messenger RNA, 1608 nt
Organism: Metarhizium brunneum ARSEF 3297
Lineage: Eukaryota; Fungi; Ascomycota; Sordariomycetes; Hypocreales; Clavicipitaceae
Cellular component (GO): membrane
Molecular function (GO): acetylglucosaminyltransferase activity
Source: RefSeq, a predicted model, not a curated record
AUGCGAAGCUCGUUCUAUCGCGCCCUUCUUGCCGCAUUGUGCGUGCUUCUUGUGCUCAUGACCAUGCUCCGAAAGGAAUCGAUAUCAGUCCGUUCUGAACUCUGGGGAAAGACGGGCGUCAAAGCCAACACCGUCCACGAACAGAAACCACUCGAGGACCCCAGCCUGCCCCCCAGCGUACCUGGUGAUUAUAUAACCGGCAUUUCAAACAACUUCAACCUCAACUGCAGUGCCGAUAUGCCACAUCUGCGAAAUAUCAGGGAAAAGUACAGUCUCAAUGAAAGAUUCCAAUACAUGAAGCGCUAUAUUCGCUUCACCCGCGUUGAGGGUCUGGAACGAAAGCGCAUGACCAAGAUCUCCCAAAACUUGCUGAACGGAGCCUUCAAGACCAUCGAUGUCAACAAGCACUACGGACAAGAUGCGUGCGAAAAGCCUCUCGAGGUGCAGGUUCCCGCUUCCGGCUUACCUUCGUCCGUGAAUGCAAGCGAUUUCAUGUUCGGUGUCUCGACGACCUUUAAGCGAUUCAUGGACCCGGAAACCACACCGAUCAACGAAUGGAUCUACUGGCUUACCGAUAGCCGCGGCCACUCCAACGGGGGCAAACUGGUACUCAUGCUUCUCGAUGCCAGCGACGAUGAGCUUCAAGAAGUUGCCAACUUGCUCGGCGACGUUGGCAUUGAUGUCGAUGUCUAUCACUCUGAUUCAUCUCUGGAAAUGGCUGUUCGAUAUCUUUACCUGGUGCCUACGCUCUACAGCCAUCCCGAGGCCCAGAGGAAGAAGUGGCUCGUUAUUUGCGACGACGACACAUUCUUUCCCAGUAUGCACGAGCUGAUGGAGAAGAUGAGCAAGUUUGACCACACCCGCGAGAUGUACAUUGGCACUCUGUCCGAGGAUGUCGGAGCCAUUGAGCGUCACGGCUCACAAGCCUUUGGGGGUGGCGGUGUUUUCUUGUCGCUACCCCUAGCAGAAAAGAUUGCUGAACUCUUUGGUAGUUGCACUACGGAGCAAAAGGUUCUCGAGUCCAACUCUGGCUGGGGUCCUCAGGGUGAUAUCAUUCUCCGCAAGUGCAUCUACGAAAAUACUGAUACUCGACUGACGACCUUUUGGGAACUCUGGCAGUUGGACAUCCUUGGCCAUCCUGCGGGUUUCUACGAAUGGGGCAUCAAACCACUCUCCCUCCAUCACUAUCGUAGUAGUGGAUGGCACAAGGCCAAGCCGGGCAUGUACACCAAAAUUGCUCAUACAUGCGGUGAAGACUGCACGCUCAUGCGAUUCCAAACCAAAGACGACUUCAUCAUUUCCGGAUACUCCAUUGCCCAUUACCCAGAAGGGGUGACUUUCGACACAAACCAGAUGGAAGCAACGCUACACGCAGCCCCGGAGGACAAGGGCUGGAACCUUGACUUCAUGAUGGGACCAAGCCGCCAGAAUCUCGAAAGGACGGGCAAAAAGAUCUCGUGGGAGCUGGAAGAGUCCGAGGUGCAAUCCGACGGUUCUGUACUGCAAACCUACACGCGAAAGAAAAACGAUGAAAGAUGGGUACACCCAGACAGACAGCCCAUGAGCAACAUAGAUGGCAUUAUUGAGCUUGUUUGGAUCCCAUCAUAA